GAACGUGCAAAGUCACGCCUUGAGCUAAGAUGGCGGCGGCCACGCGGGAAGAAGAUGCGUUCCGUCGCCUCUUUCGUUUCUAUCGGCGAUGGGAGGGGUCGGAUCCUACCGGGGUGAUUGACUUCUCCAAGCCAGCGAGCCGGCAGGUGGUCACCUAUCCUCUGAAGUUAACCUCAGUAAGUGAUCAAGAUGCCUACAGGGCAGGAUUACAUCCAGUUACCCAAUGGAAAGCUUACAGUCUAGAUAAUUAUCCAGGAUUCAUAUAUAUUAAUAAUCCCUUUCUUCCGGGCUCUCAGUGCCAUUGGGUGAAGCAGUGUCUAAAAAAAUAUAUCCAGAAACCUAAUGUGUGCAAUUUGGACAUGCAUAUGUCUUCUGAAGAAAUUACUGAUAUCUGGGGAAAGAGUAAAUUUCAGCUUCGAAACAAAAGUGCCAGUAAAUCACAGCCAAAAAGCUUAUUGGAAAAGUUGCGCUGGGUAACUCUAGGUUAUCACUAUAACUGGAAUUCAAAGAAAUAUUCAGCAGAUAACCAUACCCCUUUCCCAUCUGAUCUGGCUUUCCUGUCAAAGCAGGUGGCUAAAGCUUGUGGAUUUCCCAGCUUCCAAGCAGAAGCAGGGAUCCUGAACUAUUAUCACUUUGAUUCAUCUUUAGGAAUUCAUGUGGAUGAAUCUGAACUGGACCUUUCUCCACCUCUUUUAUCAUUCAGUUUCGGACAGUCAUCCGUAUUUCUGCUGGGAGGAUUGAAACGAGAUGAAACCCCUGUGGUCCUGUUCACACAUAGCGGAGACAUUAUGAUAAUGUCUGGUUUCAGCCGCCUGCUGUAUCACGCAGUUCCCAAGAUCCUUCCCAAUCUAGAAGGAAAGCCUUUGCCUUCUUCCUUAGAGCUACCACUCUCUGCUGACUUUCCUGCAGAUUCUGUGAUUGAGCCCUGCUCCAAUGAUGAUUGGCAAACAUGUGCCAGAUAUUUGGAAGCAUCCCGUAUUAAUAUGACUGUGAGACAGGUACUCGCUGAAGGUCAGAGCUUCUUGUCUGAAACUUGGACACAGAACAAACAAAAUGUCUUCUCCGCAGACUAUCAUGAAAAAUAUACAGAAACCAAAACACACAACCCUAUUACCAACAAAUGAGCUCAUCUUUUUUUAAUCAUGACUUCACAAAAAGCCAACACACAGCAGAAGAAAUGGGAUAUGCCAUAGAAAGAAAAUUGAUUAGCUCUGAAAAUAAAUAUAUAUAUGAACUUCACAGCCAAAGUGUAUGGUUCAGGUGAGGAAAUCCAGUGUUGUUUCUGUCUUGACAUAGCAAAUCUAUGUAUUUUGAUCUAAGUUAUUUUGAUGCUUUGCAGAAAUCAACACUUUCCUUAGUCUAUAAAUACUUACUUGUUAUUUGCUUUAAGAUAUCAGAGAGGAGGCUUCAGUUAAAAAGCAGAUUUGGGCAAUCCAGAAUGUGCUUGAUGGGCAGCUGAGCUCUGAACUUCUCUGGCACAAUUAGUUGUUCCUUCAGUUUUUGUGUGUGUUUGGAACCCUUCUAGCCUCACUAGCACUCUCCUUUACACAAAAGUUAAUUUAUCUUUGCACAUCAUAUCACUAGGCAAGAUUUUCUACCAACAGCCUUGUAAAGGCUCAUCUGCUUUUUGCAGAAGAAUUUAUGUCUCCCUGCCAAUCCUCACCACAGGGAAAUCCAUCUCUCUUUGGCUGUGAUGUUUGUGAUUGUUUCUCAGCUUUCAUUGGGUCUUGCUGUCCCAUAGUGCCUGAAUUUUUUUUGGGUGGGGGGGGGAUUUGGGAUUUCAGUUGAGCUACUUGAAAGGCUGCUAGCAUGCCAGCCAGCACUUCACUAAUUAUAGAUAUGUCCAUCCCCAAUACCAUAUCAACUGAAAGUCCUUUGACACUUCCCACAGCAGUGAUUUUCAGAUACUCUACCGUAUCACUUGUUCUAUCAUGAAUAUUUUCCUUUGUCCCCAAUGAUGCUUCCUUUCUGGGUUCACCUGCAAUGAUUCUUCGAUUGCUUUUCCUUGUGUUUUCCUGUGUCAUGUAGAGCAGUGGUCGCCAACUGGUGGGCCGUGGCCUACUGAUGGGCCACGAGAAAAUUUUGGUGGGCUUCAGAGAAAUCUCACCCCCAGAGCACCUCCCCCAAAGCAGUUAAUCCAGGCUGCACAGAAACAUAAGGCUGCGUUGCCCACAUGGCUCAUGGGAACCCUCCCCCCCACUCACUCCUUACCUG
This is a messenger RNA of Pseudonaja textilis, 2214 nucleotides long. RefSeq names its product alkB homolog 1, histone H2A dioxygenase (gene ALKBH1). The record is from RefSeq and is a predicted model, not a curated record. Gene Ontology annotation, molecular function: ferrous iron binding; oxidative RNA demethylase activity; broad specificity oxidative DNA demethylase activity. Lineage: Eukaryota; Metazoa; Chordata; Lepidosauria; Squamata; Elapidae. Gene Ontology annotation, cellular component: cytoplasm; nucleus. Gene Ontology annotation, biological process: oxidative RNA demethylation.